UUGGACUUCAGUAACUGAUGGCUUUUCCUCCCUAGGUUGAUCUAUCACGACUGUCCCCCGAAGAGAGAUGGAGGGUCGAGCAUGCUCGGAUGCACGCCAAGCACCGUGGCCAUGAGGCCAUGCAUGCCGAAAUGGUCCUCAUCCUCAUUGCCACGCUAGUGGUUGCACAGCUCCUCUUGGUACAGUGGAAACAGAGACAUCCUCGCUCCUACAAUAUGGUGACCCUCUUCCAGAUGUGGGUUGUUCCCCUUUAUUUCACGGCGAAGCUGCACUGGUGGCGAUUCCUGGUGAUCUGGGUCCUCUUCUCUGCUGUCACGGCCUUUGUCACUUUCAGAGCAACUCGUAAACCUCUUGUGCAGACGACUCCGAGACUGGUCUAUAAAUGGUUUCUACUGAUAUACAAGAUCAGCUAUGCCACUGGAAUUGUUGGGUACAUGGCUGUAAUGUUCACUCUUUUUGGUCUUAACUUAUUAUUCAGAAUCAAACCCGAAGAUGCAAUGGAUUUUGGUGUUUCCCUCCUGUUCUACGGCCUUUAUUACGGAGUACUUGAGAGGGACUUUGCUGAAAUGUGUGCGGAUUACAUGGCAUCAACCAUAGGGUUUUACAGCGCAUCAGGAAUGCCAACGAAGCACCUUUCUGACAGCGUCUGCGCCGUGUGUGGCCAACAGAUCUUUGUAGAUGUCAACGAAGAAGGGAUCAUAGAGAACACAUACAGGCUUUCCUGCAAUCAUGUAUUCCACGAGUUCUGCAUCCGAGGCUGGUGCAUCGUUGGGAAGAAACAGACGUGUCCAUACUGCAAAGAGAAGGUGGAUCUCAAGAGAAUGUUCAGUAACCCCUGGGAAAGGCCCCACGUCAUGUACGGGCAGCUGCUCGACUGGCUACGCUACCUGGUGGCCUGGCAACCCGUUAUCAUUGGACUGGUACAAGGGAUCAACUACAUCCUGGGGCUGGAAUAAAUGCUGAGCGGCCAGCGAGCCGGGGACAUCACAGCAGGACUUCGACAGCAGUGGCGGAGGGCAACAGCUGGCCAGGAAGACUUGCUUGUAUCAUUCACCUCUCAGGAUCUUACACGCCCACAACACGUCUCCGGGGACUAAGGGAAAGACUUGGCGCUGGCCAGCUCCCAGCAAAGCGGGUUUAUGCUGGGGCGGGGGAAGGGUAUUCUUUUUUAAAGCGAUUAUUUUAAUGAGCGUAUUUAAAACUUUAUAUUGCAGAUUAAAAAGGAAAUUAAUGUU
Messenger RNA from Terrapene triunguis (Three-toed box turtle), 1235 nucleotides. RefSeq names its product ring finger protein 121 (gene RNF121). Gene Ontology annotation, cellular component: Golgi membrane; endoplasmic reticulum membrane. The record is from RefSeq and is a predicted model, not a curated record. Gene Ontology annotation, molecular function: ubiquitin protein ligase activity; metal ion binding. The transcript is spliced from 8 exons. The coding region runs from base 90 to 956 and encodes 288 amino acids. NCBI's taxonomy places the organism in Eukaryota, Metazoa, Chordata, Testudines, Emydidae.